Messenger RNA from Epinephelus lanceolatus (giant grouper), 1365 nucleotides. RefSeq names its product Fc receptor-like protein 5. The record is from RefSeq and is a predicted model, not a curated record. Gene Ontology annotation, molecular function: transmembrane signaling receptor activity. Gene Ontology annotation, biological process: cell surface receptor signaling pathway; immune response. Gene Ontology annotation, cellular component: external side of plasma membrane. NCBI's taxonomy places the organism in Eukaryota, Metazoa, Chordata, Actinopteri, Perciformes, Serranidae.
AUGAAGGCGGCUCUGCUCUGCACCUUGCUGUGCGUCUUUCCGACGUCUGUCCACAGUCGAGUCUCAGUGACCGUCACUCCCGGCUGGUCUCAGUUCUUUGAGUAUGGAGAGGUGUCUUUGAGCUGUGAUCAUGUGAGCUCUGGUAAAUGGUCGGUUUGGAGAUACUCAAAUGUAACGUUAAAGAUGUCUCAGUGUGGAUUUGGCUGGGGCAAACAGACUCCCACCACCUGCAUCAUGGAGACAGCCAAAGUGUCCGACAGCGGAGUGUACUGGUGUCAAUCUAAAUACAGAGACAGCAGCAACACCGUCAACAUCACUGUCACUGAUCAAAAAGUGAUCCUGCAGAGUCCCGUCCUCCCUGUGAUGGAGGGAGAUGAUGUCACUCUGAGAUGUAGAACAAACAAGUCCUCCGACCUCCCCGCUGUCUUCGAGAAAGAUAACUCCUCAAUCCAUUAUGGGCUAUAUGGUCACAUGACCAUCUACCAUUUCAGUGAGUCUCAUGAAGGCGCCUACCGCUGUAAAAUCGGCAGUGAUGUGUCUCCACACAGCUGGCUGCUGAUGAAAGAUGAUUCUGAGCCGCCCCUGCUCACAGUGUCUCCUGACUCGUCUCAGAUGUUUGUGUAUAAGAGCCUGUCUCUGAGCUGUGGGGACAACAGCAGCUCUCAGGGCUGGAAGAUCAUCAGGUCCACAACCUCCGAUGGCAAGAUCUCCAGCUGUGGAGGUACAUGGGGGGAUCUCACCUCCUCUGGCUGUGACAUCCAGAGAGCCAAGCAGUCCGACAGCGCCACCUACUGGUGUGAGUCUCCUGCAAAGCAGCAGAGCAACUCUCUGAACAUCACCAUCGUCCCAGACACAGAGGUGAUCCUGCAGAUUCCUGUCCUCCCUUUGAAGGAGGGAGACAAUGUCACUCUGAUCUGCAGAGCAGUUAGAUCCUCCGACCUCUCAGCUGAUUUCUACAAAGAUGGCUCCUUCAUCAGGACUGAGCCCACAGGUCACAUGACCAUCCAUAAUGUUUCCAUAUCUGAUGGAGGCCUCUACAAGUGUAACAUCAGCGGUGUUGGAGCGUCUCUGGUCAGCCAGCUGUUUGUCAGAGAUCGCUACGAUGCACCUCCAUCCACUGAAGAGUCCAUCCAGUUUUGGUGGGGGGUGAUACGCCACCUAGUGGUGACCUUACCAUACUUAGUUUCCACCGUCCUCAUGGUGUGUGAAUAUCGACGCAGACCGACAGGAAGGAACCAGGCUGUUUCCACGACGACGUCUCCACCAAACGAGGAUGAUGAGGGACAGUAUGAUGACGUCAUGGCUGAUGUCACCACCGAGCAUCGUUUCUAAACUUUCUCUCUUAUGUUGUAUGUUUAUAAAAAU